This is a messenger RNA of Symsagittifera roscoffensis, 2386 nucleotides long. RefSeq lists its product as uncharacterized. The record is from RefSeq and is a predicted model, not a curated record. NCBI's taxonomy places the organism in Eukaryota, Metazoa, Xenacoelomorpha, Acoela, Convolutidae. The transcript is spliced from 3 exons. The coding region runs from base 1005 to 2252 and encodes 415 amino acids.
UCAACUGGAAUGGGUAGAAAAAAGAGUCAAUUUUUAUCCUGAGUGCUUUCAUUUGUUCGUGUUUUUGCCACGACGUGGCUAUAUGUCUGUAACUUCUAACGGGUAGCAAUUUUAGCCUCAAUUUUGUGUUUUGUUAAGUCGAUUUGAUUAAGUUGAUAUCAUUUUGUACGUUGUGUCCACCAAAUAAUAGUCUUAGGUCAUUUGGUGAUUUCAAAUUGAAGUUAUCUCGAGAACUGGCUUCUGGCGUCGCGCAUUUAAACAGCUAAUGUCUCAGCUCGGAUUCCUCUGAAUCGAAUAUCGUUUUGGAUGUGUUUGUGUCUCUGGUUUUCCCUCGUUUUAAAAAUCUGCUCUAAAAAUUACAAUAAGACAGUAAUAAUACAAUUUAUAAUGUUUUCCUUCAUCUCUUUAGUUCUAUUGCUUGAAAGACUCGCAGACAAGUUGGAAUUCCUAUUUGAUGACGAUGUAGAUCAAGUUUAAUGUACCAAAGCAAAGGGUCAUAAAGCAUUGAAGUUGACCCUAGACCGUUUAAUUGUUACUGGUUGUCCCCCUGAAAAUUCUUCCAGAGCUAUUCAGGUGUCGAUUUAGCUUCGCACGCUUUGAUCUCUGACAUGGGGAAGAGAAGAACUGGCACCACUCUCUAGCCGCACAAUACUCCUCUAUUUCUUUUUCAUCCUCAAUUCGUCAAGGGGAAGUAGAAUGAGACAAAUUUGCGUGGCACUAGCCAUAGUGGAAGCAGCCAAUAUCAGCCAUCAAACUGUAAUUAUGCGCUAGCUAAAAUAAGAUUUGUUCAGCUCGAAUUGGAUCUGAAUGUCUCGCAUGACUGACUUAUUCUACUGAACAGUAUAAUGCUUAAUAGGCAAUAAAAUGAACCUGAAAAUCCACGGUCUCUGAACUGGGUGACAUGCUCCAAAGAGCACAAAUUAGAAGCCGUCACUUUGAUUGGUUGAAUCAAAAGUAAAACCACGUCAAUUCGUUUCUAAUUCUCAACAUGGCAGUGCUUAGUUAUGUGUAUUUGUGUGUUGUUGGUAUUUGACGGAAAUCCAAUGGGUAGUGCUCAGAACUUCAAACUGAAUAAUCAUCAUCCGGCUCACAAGAAGGGUGGUGGCAGUGAGUACGGGUUCCUACCCAGAGUGAUUCCAGACAAGCACAGCCGACAACUACAACUGAAAUCGAACUGGGAUGUGGUGGAGAAGCUGGCGGAUGGUACAACGAACACGUUAAGUCCCCCUCAGAAGAGCGAACUGACUACCUCUUAUAACAUCUUGCCCAAACAGCCAUUGGAUGGAGUAACAGAGGAGGGCAGACGCAGUUUUGACGCACAAAGCAUGCGUCUACUCAGUAUGAAACACGACAUGAACAAAAGCUCAUCCAAUUAUGUGUUCAACGCCAACAAUAUGGUGUCUUCUUUUAUUCGUCAUCAGCAGACUGGCCAGUUGCAGCCAUUGAGGAGAGGAACGAGGGCGACUCAGGUAAACGGCUUCGACCUCAGCUCUAACCACAAGUUAAACAUGAACAGCAAAAGGCACUCUUUGGAAAACCCCUUUCAGUAUCCGGUAUCCUUUCCCCCAGUUUCAAGUCAGCGUCAAGAAUGGGCGCACAGAUUCGGCGUAGAUAUGAGCGGAGCGUCGGAAAAAUUGCAGGUUGUUCCGAGGCCGAAGAAAGUGAACUAUCAGCAGAUCAUGCGUGAACAGCGUGAGAAUCGUGCGAGGCUGAGACGGCAAGCUCAGAUCAAACUCAAGUGGAAGGGAGCUUACGAACGGAUUGUGCAAGAUAGAAGAACGAGACGGGAAAGAGUGUAUACUAUGUUCGAUAAGUGUUGUCAAGAUCUGUUGAAGAAGCAUUACUCCAGGAAGGACAGAAGACUGUCGGAACAGUAUGGGGUGUUGAUGGCGGAGAUGAACAAGGUGCUGCAUAGUGACUGGCAGGCGCAGAGAGAAAAGGUGGACAUGGGCUCAGUGCUUAAAUCCAUAGACCGCAAACACAAGGCUCAACAACACCAGGAGAUGAUACGCACUGUGAAAGAGAUGGAAGCUAAAGACGCUGAGAAGGAGGCGGCCUCUAAGGCAGAGUACGACGAGAUGCUUGCAUCCAAGACCAAACAGAAAAAUAUCGACAUCAUGAUCGACAAGUACCUGCAGACGAGGAGGAAUUCCUUCACGGCAGGGAACAUCGCUGCCAGCAUACAGGAACUCUCGGAGAGAAACCUCAAGAGUCUCAGCCUUAAUAAAAAAAUAAACACCGACGACUUAUGAACAACUGUGUUCAUUUGAAAGCUUUUGUUUUGAGAUUGGGUGCUUCAUCAGAUUUCUAUAUUUUGCUGUUCAUCGUUUAGAUUUUAAUAUAUCUUUUUACAGUCUGGCAAAUAAAACGAUUAUAUGGAGAUGGA